Molecule: messenger RNA, 624 nt
Organism: Cylicostephanus goldi
Lineage: Eukaryota; Metazoa; Nematoda; Chromadorea; Rhabditida; Strongylidae
Source: the annotation of a GenBank genome assembly
AUGGAAAUUUUCGGUUAUUUAUCUCAGGCACGGCGCGAAUGCCUCUUGAAUCUACAAGAUUCAAUCUCGACUUUCCGCUGUGAUUGUGGAGAUUCUGCGAAAACGAGUGGGAAGGCUGAGCAGCUAGCCAUGCGUAGGCUAAAAGAACUGUGGAUGGACGACAUUAAACGGGUUUACAGUGAUUGGAAAUGGCGUGAGCUGUGUGAGCGCAGUGAAAUAAUUGUGGAACGACUCGGAUCCUCUGCAGAUCAGAUCUCGAACAACAGCGCGUCCCAAAAUGGGUCUCCGAGACAGUUUAUGUCUCCGAACAUUCCACGCAGUGUCGAAGCUGGUCGACCGCGUAGCAUUAUAGGGGAGCUGCACUGCUCAAUGAGCAUCCAGGAUGAAGAACCUGGAAUAUCCUUGGAGUUGCCGCCUCAGCCUUCCACACUAGUUCACCUACAAAAGUCUCGUCCUCGUUUACAAAGGAGACCAGGAACUUCUGGACAGGCAAGGAAAGCCCAAAGCAACAACGAAGAGACGCCCAUGAGUCGCAGCAGUGAUAUUGAGGAAGAAUCACAGUCAACCAAAAGUGAAGAUAGUGGCUGUGGCAACGAUAUGGUGAUGAAAAAGGUGAUAAAAUAA